AUGUCAUCGACAAAAACAAUUAUCUCGAUCUCCGUCGUCAUCGCAGCCGUAUAUCUUCUCAAAAUCUUUGCAUUUCCCGCCGUGGAGCCAUUAGUCUACUACCACUACUGCUCUCCAGCAAAGUACUUUCACGGACCGUCUUCCAAGUCAAAUAUCGACUCGCUACUCAACUUGUUCGUAAACUCGGCUUCUAUCUACACAUACAACAAUCUCACCGUUAACGGAGUAUACGGAUUGUACCAGUGCCGGGGUGAUGUCUCCUCAAGUGAUUGCGUUAGUUGUAUCGCGCAAGCUGUUCGCCUGCUCCAAAGUGACAGCUUAGGCGAGAGCGGCUGCGCAUUACAGCUCGAAGGCUGUUUAGUGAAGUACGACAGCGUUAUGUUCUUAGGCAUGGCCGAUAAGAUGGCCAUGGUUAUGAGUUGCGGGAAACCGGCUGGGUAUAGGUAUAAGUCCGACGAGUUGACUCAGGCUAAGGUGUUGGUGGAUGUGGUUACAAGUUGUGGCACAUCUUACAGACUGGAGAGGUCAGGGCAAGCACAAGCUGUAGCGCAGUGCACCGGAGAUCUUAGUGCAACCGAUUGUCAAAACUGUUUGAUUGAAGCUAUCCAACGGCUGAAACUGCAACCGUUUUGCGGAACAAGUACUUGGGGUGACGUCUACUUAGCCAAAUGCUACGUUGGUUACUCGUCACGUGGAGCCAUCGGCCAAGAGUUCAAGAAAGGGAUUCGGGCUAAGCACGUGGCGACCCAAAGAAAUUCAUUAUACCUGAAGGCAACAAGUUUAUUUUAUCUAAUAAAAUCAUUAUUAAAA
Molecule: messenger RNA, 810 nt
Organism: Brassica oleracea var. oleracea
Lineage: Eukaryota; Viridiplantae; Streptophyta; Magnoliopsida; Brassicales; Brassicaceae
Product: cysteine-rich repeat secretory protein 12-like
Exons: 2
Cellular component (GO): plasmodesma
Source: RefSeq, a predicted model, not a curated record